AAGCGCCCUCCUCCUGCUCACAGAUUCGCAUCUGCGGCGGUACGAGGAGGCAUCCGCUGGUGACACCAUGGCAGGAAGCUCCCCACUCAGGCUACUCCUCGCAGUGGCUUUCUGUCUCUCCCAGACAGGGGCCAACACAGGACUCGAGGACUCCAAUUCAUCAGUAACACUUCCAAACUGGAAACCAAAUGCAGAAUACAUUAUGAAGUGUGACUUCAAUAAUGGCCAGACUCCAUUUUGUGGGUGGACUCACUUAGGGUGGAUUGCAACGCCACAAGGAGCAGAGGGAUCUUAUCUCCUUCGUGAGAAUGGCCUUUUGAACCCUUUUGGAUUGUCCCGCUUAGAGAGUGAACUCCUUAACCUCUCCGGCGUGGGUUGCCUGGAGUUCUGGUACCGUGCGUCCGGCUUGAAUGGAACUGAUCUCCGAGUUCUGAUAAAGAACGAUGUGGCAGAGACUGAGAUCUGGACUUCACAGGCCACUGCUGAUAGAUCCUGGCAGCAAGUGUUCAUCCCUCUGUCCGACAUUAAUGGCAUCCAGGUGGUUUUUGAGGCAGACGUGGGACUACCUGAAGAUGGAGAAGUAACCAUUGACAAUGUGGGAGUUCGCAAAGGACCGUGUGGUGAACAGUGCACUCAGGGUGAGUUCUGGGCUGAUGACGCAUGCACAACCCAGUGCGCGUGCGCCGGACCAGAAGGUCAGCUGACCUGCUCCCCAGCCUCCUGCCCAGAAAACCAAACCUGCAUGAGAAGCAGUGGUGCGCCAGCCUGUCUCCCCAACACCUCUGGCACCUGCAGUCUCCACGGCGACCCGCACGUCACCACCUUUGAUGGGGCCAGCCACCCCUUUGUGAGCCCCUGCAACUACGUCCUGGCCAAAGUGUGCACCGAUUCGGCUCCCGUUCCCUUCUUCCGGGUGGAGGUCCGCAAUGAGCAGCGGGGUGACUCCUCCCCCUCCAUCCAGCAGGUCACCGUGGACCUCCAGGGCCUCACAGUGGCCCUACUAAAGAGGGAGGCCAGUAAAGUUAUGAUAAAUGGACUUUGGAGAACCCUUCCACUGAGUCUGAACAACGGUGCAGUCAAGAUCAGCAGUGCUGGGGUAACUGUCAUCCUGGAGACGGACUUCCAGCUGACGGUGUUGUACGACGCUGUCAGUGGCGUGCAGGUGAAGGUCCCGGCCCUCUAUGCGGACCAAGUGUGCGGUCUGUGCGGGAACUUCAACCUCCUGUCAGAGGACGACUACGCCAAGCCGGACGGCUCAAACGCAGCGAACGCCACUGAGCUGGCGCGGAGCUGGCAGAGCGGGGGCGAAGCCUGCGAGGCCAUCGUCCACCCGCACCGCUGCCCCCUCGCGGAGGAGGCCAAGUACGAGAGCGAGUCCAACUGCGGCGUCAUCGUGUCCAAAGAGAGCCCCUUCGCCGGCUGCUCCUCCAUCAUCGCCGCCGAGGCCUUCUUCAGGAGCUGCGUCUUUGAGAUGUGCGCCGCCGGCGGUGACCCUCAGGCCCUGUGUGAAGUGCUCCAGACGUUCGCCGAGGCGUGCCAGGCCGCUGGCAUCGCGCUGCCACCCUGGAGGAACUCCACGGUCUGCCCCCUAGUGUGCCAGGCAAACAGCCAUUACAACGAGUGCGCCAGCGGCUGCCCCGCCACGUGUUCGGACCAGGACACCGCCGUGAGCUGCGGGGUCUGCGAGGAGAGGUGCGACUGCGACCCCGGCUUCCUGCUCAGCGGCGGCAGGUGCGUCCCAGCGGAAGACUGCGGCUGCUGGAUCGACGGACAGCAUGUAGAGAAAGGAGUGGCAGUGAUGCAGGGCGAUUGUGAAGCGCAGUGUCAGUGCAUGGGGCAGGGCAGGGUCCAGUGCUCCCCGGUGUCCUGUGGCCAGGACGAGGUCUGCAGGGUCCGAGACGGCGUGGUCGGCUGCUUCACCACCAGAGUCGGCACCUGCCAUGUAUUCGGCGACCCCCACUAUCUUACCUACGAUGGCAAGCUCUACAACUUCCAGAGAGCUUGCAACUACACGCUGGCCAAGACGUGCGGCCACAGCCCCGUCCAGUUCACAGUGACCGGCAGGAACGAGAACCGCGGAAACCUGACCUGGUCGGCCCUGAAUUCCAUUGCUCUGGAAGUGCAGGGGCUUCACCUGGCCCUGAGGAAAGACAAGGAGGUUUAUGUGAACGGAGCUGUGACGCAGCUCCCUGCGGAACCAAUGAGAGGAGUCAAGGUGUUCCUGAUGGGACCGUACAUCCAGGUGGACACAGACUUUGGCCUGCAACUCCUGUUUGACGGUGACCAGAGGCUGUUUGUGCGGAUCGACGAGAGGUACUGGGGGCAGAUGUGCGGACUCUGCGGCACCUACUCCGACAGCCAGUUCGAUGACUUCCUUACGCCGGAUGGUGUGACCGUUAGCACCGCGGACGAGUUUGGAAACAGCUGGAGAGUCAAGGAUGACGAGUGGCAGUGCGCAGACAGCAUCCCAGCACCAGCUCCAUGUGACCCCCAGUUGGAGAAUGAGGGUUACCAGGAGUGCAGCGUGCUCUUUGGAGACAUAUUCAAGGCCUGUCACGAGUUUGUGCCCGUGCAGCUGUACGUGAACAGCUGCAUGUACGACCACUGUGCCACGCAGGCGAACGCCCGCCAGCUCUGCACCUCCCUCGAGUCCUACGUCGCAGCCUGCGAGCUGGCCGGGGUAGACCUCGGUGACUGGAGGGAGAGCACCAUCUGUGCCAAUUUCAAACCCACUCCAACAGACAUUUCAACUACAACUCCCUCUCGUGGAGUUUGUCCAUUGGACUGCGACUUUGACAGCAGCGAAUGUGGAUGGAAGCAGACCAUAACGGACAGUUUUGAUUGGCUGAGAAGGCAAGGACCCACCCCCACAGAGCAAACUGGGCCGCCCCACGAUCACACCACAGGAAGUGGCUCUUACAUGUAUAUUGAGGGCGACAGCGUGUUCCACGGUGACUCCGCCCGCAUGCUCAGCCCUCGGUGCCAGCUGUCCGGGCCUCAUUGCCUCCAGUUCUGGUACCACAUGCACGGCUCGGCGAGCGCCAUGGCUUUCAACAUGUACCUGCUGGAGGGUACAAACGCCACCAAGAUCUGGUCAAAGGCCAAUGACCAGGGCAAUGCCUGGAACAAUGCACAGCUGGAUAUAACUGUUUCUGGAGCCUUCCAUCUCAUCAUUGAGGGAAUACGGGGCUCAAGCCCACAAUCGGAUGUGGCCUUUGAUGAUCUGUCCAUCCAUUAUGGAGUGUGCUCAGAUAUACCAGCUGUGGGACUGAUCAGCACAGUCGCCUCCAGCACGAGUCCAGCAUCACCUUCAGAGGAUGGCGGAGCAGGCAUGCCACACCCAGUCUGCAGGCUUGAUUGCAACUUUGAUAGUGACCUCUGUACGUGGAACCAGCUGCUAACGGACAGUUUUGAUUGGACGAGACAAAGCGGCCCCACACCGACUUCAAUGACCGGACCGUCCUUCGACCACACAACUGGAGCCGGGCACUACCUGUACAUCGAGGCCGACGGCGUGUCCAACGGGGACACGGCCCGCCUUCUCAGCGCCCAGUGCUCCGACCCGAGGCCGCAGUGCCUGCAGUUCUGGUACCACAUGUACGGGACGGCCGACACCAUGGGCCUGACCGUGUACCUGCUGGAGGGCGGCGUCACACAGCGGCUCUGGUCCCGCCGGAACGACCGCGGGGACGCCUGGCACCAGGCGCAGGUGGACAUAAGCGCUUCCGGAGCCUUCCGCAUCUUUUUUGAAGGCCGGAGAGGGACUACCACUCUCUCAGAUGUGGCGCUGGAUGAUGUCACUCUUAACCGGGGAACGUGCGCGGAUUUAAUUAUGGCCAAUACUCCUCAGCCACCAAUGCAGACCACUACACCUCAGGCACCAGUACAGGCAUACACAGGCACAUACAGAGCACUACACCUCAGGACACACAGUCAGGCACAUACAAUACCUCAGGCACCAGUACAGACUACUACAACUCAGGCACCAGUACAGAGCACUACACCUCAGGCACCAGUACAGAGCACUACACCUCAGGCACCAGUACAGAGCACUACAACUCAGGCACCAGUACAGACCACUACACCUCAGGCACCAGUACAGACUACUACAACUCAGGCACCAGUACAGACCACUACAACUCAGGCACCAGUACAGACCACUACAACUCAGCCAAUCGCACAGACCACUACAACUCAGCCAACAGUACAGACCACUAUGACUCAACCACCAGUACAGACCUCUACAACUCAGCCAAUUGCUCAGACCACUACAACUCAGCCACCAGUACAGACUACUACAACACAGGCACCAGUACAGACCACUACAACUCAGGCACCAGUACAGACCCCUACAACUCAGCCAAUUGCUCAGACCACUACAACUCAGCCACCAGUACAGACUACUACAACACAGGCACCAGUACAGACCACUACAACUCAGGCACCAGUACAGACCACUACAACUCAGCCAUCAGUACAGACCACUCAAACUUUGCCACCAGUACAGACCACUACAACUCAGGCACCAGUACAGAUCACUACAAUUCUGCCACCAGCACAGACCACUACAACUCAGGCCCCAGCACAGACCACUACAAUUCAGCCACCAGUACAGACUACUGCAACUCAGCCACCAGUGCAGACUACUACAACUCCUCAGCCACCAGUAGAGACAACAUCACCAGUUCCCGCCUGUCCUGCGAACAGUCAUCACACAGACUGCAAGCCCAGGUGCGAGCCGACCUGCGAUGACCUCCACGCCGCCCGCUGCAUCAUCAACCGCCCGUGCCAACCAGGCUGCGCGUGCGAUGACGGCUUUGUGCUCAAAUGGGGCAAGUGCGUCCCCGUCCAGACCUGCGGCUGUCGGGAUGACGACGGCCAACUCCAUAAAUUUGGUGAAUAUUGGACGGGCAGCCACUGCACAAAAAGGUGCACGUGUAAGAGAGAACACGGAAAAGGGGAAAUAAACUGCAAGGACUAUGAAUGUGGUGCCCAUGAGGUCUGUCACCUCGGUGAUGAAGGGGAGUUCAAGUGCAAGAUUUCAGUUUUCAGUGAAUGCUCGAUUGAUGAUGACCCAGAGUAUCAUACAUUUGAUAAUAUGAAGCAUGAAUUUGAAGGAAAGAGCUCAUAUAUCCUUGUCCGAACAACAAACAUGCCACAGAAUCUUCCAGAAGUCUAUGUUGAAGGCAUUAAUAAGAAAGUUGAUGAUGAUGACGACGAUGAUGAUGAUAGUGAUAAUGACAGUCGCAUGGCCAGAGAUGACAGCGAUGAGGACAGCGAUGAGGAUGACUACACUGGUCGACUAAGACGGCUGAAGAUUAGAGUUUACAACCACACCAUAGAGUUCAAGGAAAAUAGAGUGGUUGUGCUGGAUGGCGAGAGAGUUCGCGCCCCUAUUUCCCCAUUCCUAGGACUGAAGAUUCUGGAGCGUUCCUCCCGUAUUUACCUGAAGACUGACUUCGGCCUCUCUGUGGAAUUUAAUGGCGAUAGCAAAGCAGAAAUCAUCCUUCCCACCUCCUAUAAGAAGAGGGUCGGGGGGCUGUGUGGAAACUUUGAUGGCAGGAAGAGAAAUGACCUCAUGAAGUCAGAUGGCAGCCAAGCCAAGAAUGUCAAAGACUUUGGAGACAGCUGGAGGGUGACGUCGGACACGCGGACAAUCAGAUAGACGUUCCGUGCCUGUUGUGCAGGAAUGCGGGGAACAAGAUACAACAUAAACACCUUCUGAUUAGUUUGUCGGAAAUCCUUAGCCAGGGAAGCACACACACACAGUCAUUUAGCAGAUGCUUAUAUCCCUAGUGACUUUCACUUCAUGUACCAGCCCAAGGACAGAAAAACAGUGCUACACCCAGGAUUCAAAUUGCUGACUGUGGUUACCAUUUUUCUUCCUGAACAACAAUACCAGCUGGCCAUCAUAGCAAGUCUUGAAGAUUUGCUUCACUGUCUGGUUCUGGGGAAGUAGCAAUUGCAUAGUCCUGGAGCAAACAUGGAAAUCAUCCUCAAAGUAGAGUGCAUCUAGGUCAUAAGUCUACACAGACUGGGGUUCUGAAAUGCUUUUAAAAAAUAUAUUUUAAAAACAGGCUCCUGAAGAGCAUUCUAUUAAUUUCUACUCAGAUCUUGUGAAGCCACUGUUGAUAUGUUGAUAUCUGUUGAUAUGCCAGUGUACAAACAGAGCAUACAGAUUUUUGACAAUCCGUUAGUCCCUAUCACAUUAUUCCAAUGAACAAAUCUGCAUCUUCUCAAAAAUAAGGCACAGUUUUAUUUCUUAGUUCAUUUCAGACAUGUUCAAUGUUUAUAUCAGGCACAUGAUCAAAUGUAUUUUAUCAAGGAAAUUGAUAACUACACUGGACAUUCUGUUUUGUUUUGUUUUGUUUUGUUGUGCAAAGUAAUAUAUAGAUUAUAUGUAUGUUUGUUUCUGGUAGGCUAUAUGUCCUGAAAUAUUUAUCUAAAAAAUAGCACAUUUAUUUUGAAUGUUCACAAAUAAACUAUAAUGUGUCACCUUGA
Molecule: messenger RNA, 6501 nt
Organism: Anguilla rostrata (American eel)
Lineage: Eukaryota; Metazoa; Chordata; Actinopteri; Anguilliformes; Anguillidae
Product: zonadhesin
Exons: 25
Coding region: 68-5665 (1865 amino acids)
Cellular component (GO): membrane; extracellular matrix
Molecular function (GO): protein binding
Source: RefSeq, a predicted model, not a curated record